This is a messenger RNA of Dicentrarchus labrax (European seabass), 979 nucleotides long. Its product is annotated as E3 ubiquitin-protein ligase RNF4. Lineage: Eukaryota; Metazoa; Chordata; Actinopteri; Moronidae. Gene Ontology annotation, biological process: positive regulation of transcription by RNA polymerase II. Gene Ontology annotation, molecular function: transcription factor binding; zinc ion binding. The coding region runs from base 179 to 793 and encodes 204 amino acids. The transcript is spliced from 8 exons. The record is from RefSeq and is a predicted model, not a curated record.
CCGGUAUAGAAGAAGAAGAAGCUGCUGCAACCGGCGGUAGAAGCUAACGUUAGCAUUAGCUGCUGUUCGUUUGUUCCCAGGUUGUGAUGUUUCCGUGUGUUAGCGUAGCUACACUGCAGCUAACUGCUAACUGCUAACAGGAGAGAAACCACACUGACGUGUCUUCGGUGUCUCUGAUAUGAGCAGCUCUGCUCAGAGGAAGAGGAGGACCACAGGAAGUCCUCUGGGUUCCAGAUCCAGCACCAAGACCAGCAGAGGGGUUAACGCUAGGAGGACGGCUGUCACUAACAGAGCGGCUAACAUUAGCAGGACGUCAGAUGGUGACCCCGCUCCCCCCACAGAAACCAUCGACGUGAUGGACAACACUGAGGACAGUGUGGAGGAGGUGGUGGAUCUGACCUGUGAGGGAUCAGAGGCUCCUGUGGUCGACCUGACCAACAACGACUCAGUGCUGCUGGUAGACGAAGGUCCUCAGAACAGGAGAGUCACCACAGGGGAGAGUUACGUCGUCAGCAGUGAUGAAGACGAGGACACGCCCCCUGUCCUCAACGCUGCAGUCAUAUCGUCUCUACAGACCCACAGCUCCUCCAGGUCAACUCCGGGGACGAUCAGCUGUCCUGUCUGUCUGGACUCGUACUCUGAGAUCGUCGAGAGCGGCCGAUUGGUUGUUUCCACUAAAUGUGGUCACGUGUUCUGCAGCCAGUGUCUGAGAGAUGCUCUGACAUCAUCACACACCUGCCCUACCUGCAGGAAGAGACUGACCCACCGCCAGUACCACCCCCUCUACAUCUGACAUCACACUGACAUCACAGGAUGCUUUUGUACUCAGUGAUCACUGAUUGAUUAUUGAUUAAUGUAUAUUAUUGAUUAUAUUGAUCUAGUUUGUUUUCUGCAGGUUGUUGUUUGUUUCUGAUCGUUUCUGCAGCUGGAUUUUAUUUUUACUGUGGAUGAUCAAUAAAUUCUAUUCAUUCCUGUGGAA